UAAAUGUUGCCGCGGUAAAGUUUCACGUCGGACAUAAAUAUGUGUCGGACCAUCAUACCCAACGAGGAAUAGCUCAGUCCUGUAAAGCCAAUAUAAGAUCAAUAUUACGCAGUUGCAGAGGCUUUGUUUGAGAGUUUAAGUGUUGAUGUAAUGAACAUAGUUAAAUUAUCUCAAAGGCAGACAUGCUGAAUUCGUCAUAGAAUUCGUUAUUUUCUGACAAGAUGUUUGCUAGACCGAUCCGUGUCAAAUCCAACACCGCAAUCAAAGGAUCAGACCGGAGAAAACUCAAAGCUGACAUAUCCACAGCCUUUCCAUCACUUUCUGCUGACGAGCUGUCUGAGCUGGUCCCCAACAAAGAGGAAUUAAAUGUAGUGAAGAUUUAUGCACAUAAGGGAGAUGCUGUGACACUUUAUGUUCUUCACAAAAAUCCACUUUUCUUUGAACUGGAGAAACGACUUUAUCCUACAGUAUAUGUGCUUUGGCGCUACCCUGCUCUCCUGCCAACAUUCAGGACAUGGCCUCCUGUGCUUCAGAAGUUGAUUGGCGGGGCAGAUCUCAUGCUGCCAGGUGUGGUGGUGCCUUCAAGUGGUCUCCCAGAUGUGAAACAGGGCGACUGCUGUUCUGUUACGUUAGUGAACAAUAAAGCUCCUGUUGCAGUUGGCACUGCUGCAGUGUCAAGAGGAGAGAUGCACAGUUUGGGCAUGAAAGGUAGAGGAGUGUGUGUUCUCCACGCAUACAUGGAUAAUCUUUGGGCUUAUGGAGACAAGUCAGGUCCUCCUUCUUUACCAGAUACAGAGAGUGAAGGACAAGAAGGGAAUGGAGAGGAAUAUGAGGUUGAUGAGAUGGAAGAAGAAGAAGAAGAGGGGGAGGAGGAAGUGGUAGAGAAGUGUGUGGUGGUGGAGGAGGUGGAGCAGAAGCAGUGUCCCGAUGAAAUGGUCACAGAUCAAGCCUGUUCUGGUAUUAAAGAGCUGAGUCUGACUCAGCAGGAGGAAGAGACGGGGGAAACGGGCAAUGAGGAAGAGGAGGGGAACCAGGAUGACCAGAAAAUGCCACAAGAAAUAAUGGACGCCCUGCUGUUGCAGUGUUUUCUCCAUGCUCUCAAGAGCAAGGUGAAGAAGUCGGAGCUCCCUCUGCUGACCAGUACAUUUCUCCGCAACUACAUGUUCUCCUGCUGCCCAAGUGGAAAGCAACUUGAUAUCAAGAAAUCCAGCUAUAAAAAGCUGUCCAAGUUUCUACAGGCCAUGCAGAAGCAGCAUAACCUUGUGAAAGUGAAAGAACUGACGAAGGGCGUGGAGAGCAUUGUGGAGGUGGACUGGAAAAAUCGAGAACUGCGAUACUUCAAAGUUCCAGAGGAGCCGGAUGUUGAAGCUGCUCCGGUGCAGGAUGGAGGGGAAGGAGAAUCUCUGUACCAUCCUCCUGAGAUCACAACACUGUACUCUGUGUCUUCUCGACUGGAGCCUCUCUUUCUCGACGCAAAGAAGAGGAAAGGAACAAUACUGCAGCCUGCUGAAGCGAGACAUAUCGUCACAGAGUAUGUAAAGAAGAAUGAACUGGUGGAUGAAAAUAAUAAAAAUUACGUGACAAUAGACCCUAUUCUGUGCGACUGCUUGCUGGAGAAAUCGGAGUACCAGGAGAUCGAGUCCCUGAAGUGGGAUGACCUCUUUAGCAGGACGUUGGGAAGAAUGCAGGAGUGCUAUCAAAUUGUGUUCCCCGGACAAGCACCCAUAAAGAAGAAGGGCCACAUUGAGCCCAUAGACAUCUCGGUGGCUUCUCGAGGCUCCAAUAAGAAGGUGACCAUGAUAAAGAACCUUGAGGUGUACGGUUUGGAUCCUGCAGUCGUGGCCACUGCUUUGCAGCGUAGAGUCCAGGCCAGCUCUGUCUUGCACCCCAUCCCUGGCUCCAAGGACAAAGUCCUAGUCCAGAUUCAAGGCAAUCAGAUUCAUCAAAUCGGCAAUUUGCUGCUAGAUCAUUAUCAAAUUCCUCGCACGUACAUCCAAGGAUUAGACAAAGCUCCAAAAGGUGGAAAGAAAAAGUAACAUUUCAACCUGCUAUGAAAACCUUUUACUGUCUUUUCAAGCUGCUUUACUGUCGGCCAUUCAUUUAAAGUAAUAAAAGUGGUUUAUUGUAAUCUUCUGAU
Cottoperca gobio is the source of this 2137-nucleotide messenger RNA. RefSeq names its product eukaryotic translation initiation factor 2D (gene eif2d). Gene Ontology annotation, molecular function: translation initiation factor activity; RNA binding. The transcript has 15 exons. Gene Ontology annotation, biological process: formation of translation preinitiation complex; translational initiation. Bases 222 to 2036 code for a protein of 604 amino acids. The record is from RefSeq and is a predicted model, not a curated record. Lineage: Eukaryota; Metazoa; Chordata; Actinopteri; Perciformes; Bovichtidae.